AUGGAUUUGGUUGCAAGUGUACGCAAGGAAGGUAGCCGUGGUGGCCGCACCGAGUUCCAAUGGUCGGACGUUCAGAGCUCCACCCAUCGUGAGAACUACCUAGGUCACUCGGUGAUGGCCCCGGUAGGACGGUGGCAACAAGGCCGAGACCUGCAAUGGUACGCAAAGGGCAAUAUCGACGAUGAAGAAGAACGAGUCCGCCUGGAGCGUGAGGAACGACAACGAGUUAAGGAUGCCGAAGCGGAAGCAAUGGCAAUCGCUCUAGGACUCCCGGUACCAUUGAAACCCGACACAAAUGCGAAUAUGGUACCGCUGGGAGGAGGCGGCAAAAUGAUAGAGAGAGACAAUGACAAUGAUAAGGUCAUGACGGGUGUCGACAAGCCGGACAGAGAAUCACGGGGAAGCCGACGACACGGACGUAGUCGGAGUCCACGUCGGGAAAAGCGACGCGAACGCAGUCGCAGCCCUCGUCGGGAAAGGCGACACGAGCGCAGUCGCAGUCGCAGUCCUCGUCGGGAAAGGCGACGCGACCGCAGUGAUGACCGUGGUCGUGAUCGUGAUAGAGAGCGGAGACAUCGCAGAACUCAUCACUAUGAUGACCAGGAUCGAGGCCGUGAUCGCCAUAAGUAUCGCAGCCAUCGGCAUCGGUCUCGAUCACCUUCUCGAUCUGGCAGGGACCACAACCGUGAGAAGAGACGAUCCCGUUCGCGGUCUCGGACUCGCCAUGGCUACAAGGACAAAGAGCCCAUUCCACCACGUGGACGCAGCUUUUCGCCCAUUGAUCGCAAAUCUGAUCCCGAACGACGUGGGGAUCGAGAGGGUUCCGACCGACGAUAA
Penicillium odoratum is the source of this 837-nucleotide messenger RNA. Its product is annotated as MMtag domain-containing protein. Lineage: Eukaryota; Fungi; Ascomycota; Eurotiomycetes; Eurotiales; Aspergillaceae. The record is from RefSeq and is a predicted model, not a curated record. The coding region runs from base 1 to 837 and encodes 278 amino acids. The transcript is spliced from 2 exons.